This is a messenger RNA of Cloeon dipterum, 1133 nucleotides long. Its product is annotated as ADP-ribose glycohydrolase MACROD1-like. The record is from RefSeq and is a predicted model, not a curated record. Gene Ontology annotation, cellular component: nucleoplasm. Lineage: Eukaryota; Metazoa; Arthropoda; Insecta; Ephemeroptera; Baetidae. Gene Ontology annotation, molecular function: ADP-ribosylglutamate-[protein] hydrolase activity. The coding region runs from base 324 to 1010 and encodes 228 amino acids. Gene Ontology annotation, biological process: peptidyl-glutamate ADP-deribosylation; DNA damage response; purine nucleoside metabolic process. The transcript has 6 exons.
CAUUAUUUGUGCAAUCCAUACUGAUUUCGGGUGGAAUUUGAAUUUAACAAAACUCAAUCAAAUACUUACUUUGUGUACAUGACAAAUGAGAAACCUAUUUUUGUACUCUCAUGUUUUUUUUACUAUAUUUUUGUACGAAUUUUUGUGCCAAUUCUAGUUCAUAAGUGACUUGCAAGCUCUUUCUAUUUUCAUUCCUGUUGUAAAUACGCCAUUUGUCCCCACCUGUCAUUAUCAAUGUCAUCAUCACUUUGCUCGGGAGAACUGAAACCGAUCUCGAAGCAGCCAACCGAAUGGAAGACGAGCGAAGAUAAAAAUACUUGACCAUGCCACUCGACAAGAAGAGGCAGUAUUACGACCAAGACCACGUGUCUCUUGAAAGUCUGCCAACCUGGCCCCAGUUCGCAGAAAAGGAGUCCUUGACCACCACAGACCAACCAAAGGUCAGAGUUGACGACGAAAUCAACAGCAAAGUGUCGCUUUUUGAGGGCGACAUCACUACCCUUGAGAUUGACGCGAUUGUCAACGCUGCCAACUGUUCCCUCUUCAGUGGAGGAGGAGUCUGCGGAGCGAUCUUUAGAGCAGCAAGAGGCAAACUGGAAGAUGAGUGUGAUUCGCUGAACGGUUGCCCAGCGGGCCAAGCCAAGUUGACUGGCGGCUACAAGCUGCCAGCAAAGUACAUCAUUCACGCUGUUGGACCUCAAGACAAGGAUCCCGUUGUCCUGAAGAACUGCUACAUCAACUGCCUGGAUCACAUGCUGCAGACUGAAGGUUCUCCAGACCUUAGAUCACUCGCCUUUCCCUGCAUCGCCACAGGCAUCUAUGGAUUCCCGAACGAGAAGGCUGCUGAAAUAGCCAUUUCAACCUGCAGGGAGUUUCUGGAUAAGAACAAGGACCAAGUUGACAGAAUCAUAUUUUGUCUCUUUGACAAAAUCGACAAGAAACUCUACAGAAAAUUCAUGCAGAUAUACUUUCCCCUCAAAUCCCCAGAGGAAACCACUAAUGAUCAAUAAUACUGUCGUGAAUGCUCUUUUUUACUUAAGCUGUUGAAGAUACUCGGUUUUCGUGUACAUUUUCCUCUUUACGCACCUUUAGCAAAUAAAAAUGAAAUAAAAACCCUCCGAGUUAUUUAAUCA